GUCUUUUCAUAGUCUAGUCAUGAUGAUUUGCCGGUCUCUGAUCUCUCUAAUUUUUCCACACACCCACUUACAAAACUUGCCAUUCUCCACCAAAUUUGAAGGUCAUCCAUUGAGAUAGCUCAAAAAUGGAAGCAGUAGCCUAUGCAACCAAUACGAUAAGCCUGAAGCUUUUCAUAGAUAAGAGGAUAAACCGAGUGCUAUUUGCUGAAGCAGGCAAGGACUUUGUUGAAUUUCUCUUUCAAUCUUUCACUUUGCCGGUCGGAUAUUCCAUUCCAUGCUCAUCAGCAUCAAUGAACCGCGUGGUAUCGCUCAGUGUUGAAGAGUUAAUAAGCGCGAACAAAGCGAUUAGUAAUUUCAAUUUGUUGAAAGAGUGGGUCAAAUUCAUAGUGAUGGAUGAUCUGCGGAUGAUGCCCGUGCACGCUGACACUUUCAUAACUCUGCUUCAUGAGUAUGAUAUCAAGGAUUUAAGGGCGCUUGAAAAGAUAGUGGUCGAUUUGGACAUGGAUGGGUCUGUGAAAUUGCUCAAGGCUGCUCUUCAAUCCAAGACUGCUCUGACUGAUGUCUUCUUGCCGGCUGCUCUUCAAUCCAAGACUGCCCUUCCAGCUCGCUCGCCCUAUAUAUAAAACGAGGGAAAGAAGAGAAUUAAUCCUUAUUUGUUAACUAGGAAAUGGCUGGAAAGUGCAAUAUUGCUGAACUAUCUUUACGAGUUACUUCGGGUGAGCCUACUAAUUAUUUGAGUGUGUGCUACAAAAUGCAAGGUCAUGUACUGUACGUAUUAAUUGUUUUCGUUUAUCUAUAUUUUUGAGAUGUUAAUUUUAAACACGCCUGUCUUGCAUCGAAUUGUGAGUGGAUUAUUAAUAUUAAUAUAGUCUACACGCUUAAUUAA
Messenger RNA from Carya illinoinensis, 886 nucleotides. RefSeq lists its product as uncharacterized. The transcript is spliced from 2 exons. The record is from RefSeq and is a predicted model, not a curated record. Bases 126 to 623 code for a protein of 165 amino acids. NCBI's taxonomy places the organism in Eukaryota, Viridiplantae, Streptophyta, Magnoliopsida, Fagales, Juglandaceae.